Stylophora pistillata is the source of this 6491-nucleotide messenger RNA. Its product is annotated as low-density lipoprotein receptor-related protein 6. Gene Ontology annotation, molecular function: protein binding. NCBI's taxonomy places the organism in Eukaryota, Metazoa, Cnidaria, Anthozoa, Scleractinia, Pocilloporidae. The record is from RefSeq and is a predicted model, not a curated record.
GUAGAUUUGAUUUGCGUUUGCUUCGAAAAUCAAUUCAUGGUUAUAUGUGGCUUGAUUUACCCCUUGGAGUACUCAACCACUGUUUCUAAUGGUGAAGCUACCGAACCGAUAGCGUAGGAUGAAAUUCAAAGCAUUAAUUUGCUUGGUUUGCGUAUACUAUAGGAUAUGUUUAGCGACUUCUCCAAGGAUUUUAUACGCUAACCGGAGAGACAUCAGAAUAGUGCGACCCAGUCCAAAGAACCCAAAUGAAACUAUUGUAGUUGUUGGUCUUUUAGAUGCUAUCGCUGUGGAUUUCAGCUAUGAAGAUGGAUUUAUAUUUUGGACCGAUGUUAGUGUUGAGAAAAUCAAACGAAUUAGUAUGACGGGAAGUCCUGACUCAAGAAAAGUUGAGGAUGUUGUAUCAGUGGGUUUGAAAAAGCCCGAAGGAUUAGCCGUAGAUUGGGUUGGAAAAAAGUUGUAUUGGACAGAUUGUAGAGAUUCUGACUGGGAAACGAACAGAAUCGAAGUUGCAAAUUUUGAUGGAUCUUACCGUAAAGUUCUUUUUUGGAAGAAUUUGGGUCUUCCAAGAGCGAUUGCUGUGGAUCCACUCAAGGGGUUCAUGUUUUGGACAGAUUGGGGAGAACAACCCAAAAUAGAGCGAGCUGAAAUGGAUGGCUCUAAUCGUUCCAUAAUUGUCAGACAAGACAUUCAUUGGCCUAAUGGGCUAACAAUAGACUACGCUGCACAGAAAAUUUACUGGACAGAUGCAAAAUUGUUUUACAUAGCUAAAGCUAAUUAUGAUGGUACAAACCGAGAGAGAAUAUUUAAAUCUCCAAAUCAAUGUAUUAUGGCAAAUCAGGCUCAUCCAUUUGCUUUGACAUUAUAUGAAAACAAAAUUUAUUGGACAGAUUGGAAUUCUAAAGGGAUACAUGCUGCAAAUAAAAACAAUGGUAUGCGGUGUCAAAUAGUCUUGUCAAGUUCCAAUUCACCCAUGGAUAUACAUGCAUAUGAACCAAAAAGACAGUUGCAAAGGCCAGGUCAAAAUCCCUGUAAUUCUACUCUCAAUGGAGGGUGUAGCCAUCUUUGUUUAUUGAAUACUCAUGGUCGCUCUUGUGCGUGCCCCACUGGUGUGAAGCUUUUGUCUAAUGGGAAAACAUGUGAACAAGGCCCUUUCCACUUUUUAUUACUGGCAAGAAAAGGGGACCUGCGGCGAAUAUCACUUGAUACACCUGAUCUCACUGACGUUGUUUUACCAGUUUCGGAAAUCAGUCAUGCAGUGGCUAUUGAUUUUGAUCCAGUGGACAAAUAUGUUUACUGGAGUGAUGAUGACAGACUCGAGAUAAAAAGAUGCCGGUUGAAUGGAAAAGAUGUUCAGACAGUAGUAAGGAGUGAGCUGAAAUAUCCUGAUGGCAUUGCUGUUGACUGGGUGGCACGGAACUUGUAUUGGACAGACACAGGCACUAAUAGAAUUGAAGUCAGCAGGCUGAAUGGCUCAGCUAGGAAAGUUCUCAUUGAUGAAAAUCUUGAUGAACCAAGAGCAAUAGCAUUGGAUCCAACUAAGGGGUACAUGUACUGGACUGAUUGGGGAAAGCACCCAAAGAUUGAGCGAGCAGAGCUGGAUGGGAGUCACAGAGUCAUCUUAGUGAACUCCUCCGUUGCAUGGCCAAACGGCCUUACCAUUGACUAUGUGAGGCAAAAGAUUUACUGGGCUGAUGCUAGGAAUGACAAGAUAGAAGUCAUGAACUAUGACGGGAGUGCUCGCCGUAUUAUUUUAGAUAGAAAAUUGCCGCAUGUGUUUGGUUUUACUGUCCUGGGGAAUAAUCUUUAUUGGACGGACUGGCAGAGGAGGUCAAUAGAGAGUGUGAACAAAAGAACUGGUGAAAACAGAAAAGUACUCAUUGAAGGCUUGCCUGAUCUUAUGGGACUCAAAGCUGUAAACCUCAACCUCUCUUAUGGUUCCAAUGCUUGUCAACGCAAUAAUGGAGGCUGCAGUCAUUUGUGUUUAUACACACCAUCAGGACCCAAAUGUGAAUGCCCAACAGGAAUGGAGCUUCUCUCUGAAAAGAAAAGGUGUAUAUUACCAGAAGCUUUUCUUGUGUUCUCAAAUGCUGAUGAUAUCAGGAGAAUUUCUUUGGAAACUAACAAUGAUUUGAUCAUUCCAUUGGUUGGGAUUAAAGAAGCAAAUGCUCUUGAUUUCAGUGUUCACGACAUGCAGAUUUAUUGGUCAGAUUUGACCCUCAAGACUAUUAGUCGCGCGUUUUUGAAUGGUAGCAAUGUGCAGCACUUGAUUGCUGUAGACUUGUCAUACCCUGAUGGCUUGGCUGUGGACUGGAUUGCCAAGAACCUUUACUGGACAGAUUCAAAGCUCCAGAGAAUAGAGUUAUCACGGCUGGAUGGCCAGCACCGGAAAAUGCUGAUUUGGAAGGAUUUAUGGGAACCACGAGAAUUGACUCUCGAUCCUGUGUCUGGGCAUAUGUACUGGGCAAACGGUGGAUGGCAUCCAAUGAUAGAGAGAGCAGACCUGGAUGGUUCUAAUAGACAGACAAUCAUCCCAAAUGUCACUCGUCCAACUGGGCUGACAAUUGAUUUCGCUGCCAAAAUGAUAUUAUGGGUUGAUAGCGAGAACAAAGUGAUCGAGUGUGCAAAUUUGAACGGUUCAAACAGGCAGGUUAUUGCAUCGGAACUUCCAAAGCCAUUUGCUUUGACCCAGUUCAAGGGUUACAUUUAUUGGACAGAUCAGAAACUCGGCUCAAUCUACCGCGCUAACAAAACGAAUGGAAUGGAGAGGACUCAGAUAAAGGGCAACAUAGAAUUUACUAUCAUGGACAUCUUGGUUUUUCACGGCAGCAGACAAGAAGGUUCCAAUCCCUGCGCCUUCAAGAAUGGAGGAUGUAGUCACCUGUGUCUGGCUAAACCUGGAAAUAGAAAAGAGUGUUCCUGCCCUACACACUAUACCUUAUCCUUGACUGACAAUAAAAGUUGCUUAGCCCCUCGUGUUUUCAUGCUGUACAGCACCAAAGAAGACAUUCGACGAAUCCUAUUCAAUUCAUCCGAGAACCUUGAUGUUGUUUUACCCGUGCGAGGUUUGUCAGAUGUCCAGGCCAUUGACUUCGACAUCAACAGCCAUCGUGUCUUCUGGAUCGAGGAAUCCCGCAUUAAAUUUGCAUAUCAAAACGGCUCCGUUAAGGACAACAGCUUAAAUCUGGCUGCAAAUGCGUCUCCAUUUGAUUUCGCCAUUGACCCGUAUGCGAAGCAAUUGUUUUGGACGGACUCUAUUACUAACAGUAUCAAUGUGUACAGUUUACGAAACAACACCAACCUGGGAAAAGUGUUUAAGAAAGAAGGCGUUUCUCCUCGCUCAAUUGUACUUUAUCCUGAGAAAGGGCUUAUGUACUUCACUAAUGUCGGUUCAAACACCAAGGGUAUCAUGAAAGUGCCAAUGGCUGGGGCAGACAAAGUGCAACUUUCCAAAGACAAUCUGCGUCUGUUCAGUGCCGACUCUCCGGGAGACUUGGCAGUGGAUAAAGAAGGCAAGAAACUUUACUGGACUGACACGCAACGGAAGAAGAUUGAGUAUGGCGACCUCGGAGGGACCAACAGAGCCACUUUGGUCGAGAGACAUAUAUUGAAUCCCAUUGGUCUGGCAGUUUAUGGGAAUUAUGUGUACUGGAUCGACCAGGAGUCACGCCUCCUUAAGAAAAUUGAAAAGAUAGGUGAAGUGAGCGAAGACUUUGGCAAGACGGUGCAAGCCUCCAUCAAUGGUUUGACAGAUAUGAUUGUGGUUGAUACAAGGAAGUCAACAGGUACGGACCCACAUUAUCAUCCUUGUAUCAGGAACCAUUGUUCACACAUCUGUUUGGUGGGCGAUCACAACAAAGCUCAGUGUUCUUGCCCUAUGGACAUGAUCCUAACUGAGGACAAUUCAACUUGCGGACCUCCCAAGGAAUGCAAGCCAAACCAGUUUCCCUGUCCAAGCGGGGUUUGCCUAUCAAAAGAGUGGGUUUGUGAUAAAACUCCGGACUGUGAGCCGGAUGGUGCUGACGAAAAGGACUGUCCGCUUUGCAAAGAUGAUGAAUUCGCUUGCCGCACCGGAGGUCAGUGUAUCGAUGCGGAGAAAGUGAAUGACGGCGAGGGUGAUUGUGAUGACAACUCGGACGAGUCGAAUUGCUCGUCGAAAUGCCAAAAGGGUGAGUUCGGAUGCUAUGAUGAAACCAACGACUGUAGGUGUAUCUCUCUUGACUGGAUGUGUGAUGGAACGGCAGACUGCGUUGACAAUAUAGAUGAAAUGGAUUGUGUGGAUACUCCAAAGAAUGGCACAGACCCAGUACCUCGUCCAAUUCAACCUUCAAAUCUCAGUGGUAAAAUGGUGGCCGUCAUUGUAGCGUCGAUUAUUGUGGGUGUCAUCUUCCUCACUGUCGCUGUCCUCAUCUGUCGCAGGCUCAAGCACGGCCCAGACUGUGACGUAACUCACGAUAUCGGAUUAGUCGUGACUCCAGUCCUUCAUCCUAGGCCUGCCUCGUCGGCAUCGUCCUCAUCGUCAACAUCAUCUCGGCAUGACAUGUUUGUGACGGCACCUUUACGAAGAGGUCCCGGAUCAGCGGGUUCAUCGCAUAAGCGUUCGAAAUCGAACGGAACGGCCCCGAGCUUAAGCAACCGUUCAAGCGCCUCACAAACGGCAUACGACCGGAACAAUUUGACUGGAGCUUCGUGCUCGUCAACAGCAUCAACAGUUGUCACAGCGUACUUCCAUGAGCCCCUGAACCCGCCGCCAUCGCCGGUUACGGAACGUUCCCAGUACACCUCGCGAUCACGUCAAUAUUGUGAGUCCUUGUUACCACCGUCUUCAUGUACAUCAUACAGAUAUCAUCGGCCUAAAAUGCCUCCGCCUCCUACGCCUGUCUCCACCGACGUGGAGUCGGUUGGGAGUCGGCAUCAUUGUCGCAGACUGCACCGUUGUAGGCACAAACGUUACGCGGCGUCCUCCUGCACGGAGGCGGCGUAUGAUUCAGAUUUGUUCGCACCGCCUCCGACGCCAAACACGAACUAUCUUUCAGAAGCGACACAUUUUUCGGAUCAGGAGGGUCCACCUCCUUCUCCUGCUUUGACUGAAAGACACUUUUUCGCUCAUCCUUACCCUCCUCCACCCUCUCCAGUGACUGAUGCACCGUCAGUGAUUUUGUAACGCAAUUGUUCAGGAGAGGGUUCUGUCGCGUGUUCCCCCUGUCACGCAAUUGUCAGGGUUUUCCAAUGUGGUACAGGGUAGAUAUCACUUCGGAGCUCAAGAGACUGGACGAUACUCUUAUCAUCUUGGGUGACCGUGGUUGUUGCUACAGAUACGCCUAACAUGCACAAUUUUCAGCGCACGUUUCGCGAGAAAGUGAGGAAAAAUUCACAGUAUCGUCAAGAUUAUCCAGGUUACCCCAAUAACAACUUAAUUUCAGUGGAAAGGAAAUGUAGUGACGUUUUCUAGGGGUUCAGAAGAAACCUGAAAAGGAAGUGUAUAUCGGCGACUCAUUGUGCACUGCAAUUAAACAGGCGAUUCCUGAAGUUGGCAGUUAAUUUUCAAAAUAUCUCGAGGGUUAAAGUCUACGAAUGUUUUGUACUCCUUUAAAUUUAUGCCUUAGUCUUUUUAACUUUCCAUAUUUCGGUUCCAAAUUUUGUGCCAAUUUGGAGUUCAGAACAUGUUGAAAGUUUCCCUCGGAAGGAAGUCUUUCCAAGUAAAUUUACUCUUCACGGUUGGCGAUUUACGAAUGGUCGCUCGUGAAUUCUCCGUGAUCAGUGAUAAAUUAUAAUUCUUUCUGAAAAAUUAUCGAUGGCAUCAGUAACUAUUAUUAGCGAACAGUGAAAAUCAUUUCUAGAACACUACGGACCAUUAUUGUCAUUGGCGAGGCACCGAUGGUCAAUGGUGGGCCGCUCAUGGCCGAUGGUGGACCACUUCUGGGCAAUGGUGGACCACCAAUGGUCAGAAAUUAAUUUGUCAUAAAUAAGAGUGGGUACACAUUACUACGCAAAUUUCUUGGUAUAACAAGAUUUAAUUUUUUGAAAAUCUUUGUCCGUGCGACAAAAUUCUGCUCCCGCAACAAGUCGCCUAAAUUCAAACUGGUUUGAACUUUUCUAGUGAUCGUUGCUAUGACAUGGGUCGCAGCGACUUGGUCCGGAAGCAGUGCUCACGAGGUGGUUUUUCGUGCAGACCUGCCGCGGCGAGUAGGCGCCUGUUAGGUCCUGUAAGUUAGGUGAAUCGAGGAUCAUUGAUGAACCGUUAGGUACCAUAGGUGACUCAUUCCUAUUCAUUGAUGAGGUCAUUUGCGCUAUUUCUGCGCAAUCAAGUAGAAACAUUAACAUGGCUUUUAACAGUUUCAAACAGUGUCAAAAUUAUUUAUUGUAAAUAUUGUACAUAAUUUGUAAAUGGUGCUUUACAUUUAACCUAGAGUAUCUAUUGUCAAGCAGUUUUGCUGGUGACUUUUAAAUUUUCCUAGAUUAAUAUAUUUUUAAUAAAGAUGUUUGUAUACAUG